Messenger RNA from Panicum hallii, 537 nucleotides. Its product is annotated as transcription factor ILI7. NCBI's taxonomy places the organism in Eukaryota, Viridiplantae, Streptophyta, Magnoliopsida, Poales, Poaceae. The record is from RefSeq and is a predicted model, not a curated record. The transcript is spliced from 2 exons. Gene Ontology annotation, biological process: regulation of growth; regulation of DNA-templated transcription. The coding region runs from base 1 to 285 and encodes 94 amino acids. Gene Ontology annotation, molecular function: protein dimerization activity.
AUGUCGAGCCGGCGGUCGCGGUCGAGGGCGUCGUCCGGCGGCGCGUCGCGGAUCAGCGACGAGCAGAUCAGCGACCUCGUCGCCAAGCUGCAGGCGCUCCUCCCCGAGGCCCGCCUCCGGAGCAACGACAGGGUGCCGUCGGCGAGGGUUCUGCAGGAGACGUGCAGCUACAUCCGGAGCCUGCACCGGGAGGUCGACGACCUCAGCGACCGCCUCUCCGAGCUGCUCGCCACCGCAGACGUCAGCACCGCGCAGGCCGCCGUCAUCCGCAGCCUCCUCAUGUAACGUAGCCGCCGCCGGCACUCAGGCCAGCCGGCAGCUAGCCCUCGGAAGUUAAUUUGUAGCUUAUAUUAGGGAAACAGAACGAGAGAAUGUUUUUGGUUAAUUAAGAUCACCGGCUGCGUACGUUAAUAAAUCUUUUACUAGAGUGAUCAGUUAAAUAAUUGAAUUUUACUACACCUACUGCUAGUUCCUAUAUAUAUGUAACUUGGACCAUAGUCUCUUUUUGCGGUGAAAUUUUGCAAGUCCUGUGUGCAA